AUGGAUCCCUUCUCCAUCGGCGAGGAAGCCGGCCCCGUGGCCGGUCCCAGCACGCACGGGCUGCUGGAGACCGCGGUGCCAGACGCGCGGGCCGGGACAUACAUCCUGGAUGUGCGGGUGGCGGCCGGCAGCGCGCGGGCCGGCGUCCUGACCAGCACCGAAACCAUCAGCCUGUACGACUGCGCGGCGCCCGGUGGCAUGGGCCUGGCCACGGCGCUGCAUGUUCCCGGUGCCCAGGGGUUCCGGUUUGGCCGGGCGGAGGCCGGAGCCAUCGAGGUGGCCGGCAGCCUGGCCGAGGCCGGGGCCGCCGGGGAUGCCGGCGUGGCCGAUGCCGUGGCCGACAUCCCGUGGCUGGUGUUCGCCACGGCCGGGACCGAUGGGGCCGUGCGGAUGUGGGACCUGCGGGCACCGCCGAGCGAGGGCGGGCGCGUGUGCGUGGCCUGGCGGCCGGGCGGCGUGACGGCCUUCGAUGUGGCGGCCGGCGGGCAUAUGCUGGUCACCGGCUCGCCGGUGGACAUGGACCUGUGCAGUGCGCCGGUGUGCCUGUGGGACGUGCGGAUGGCGGCCGGCGGCGCCCCCCCGAAGCCGAUGGCCACCUUCGGCGAGUCGCACACGGACGAGGUGACGGCCAUCCGGUGCCACCCGCGCGCGGCCAAUGUCUUCCUCUCGUGCGCCGAGGAUGGUCUGGUGUCGGCCUUUGUGCUGAAUGCCGGGGCCCGGUCGGUGGAGGAGGAGUCGGUGGAGUGCGUGCUGAACACCCGGCAGAGCCCGGCCAUGGCGGAGUUUGCCCGGGUGCCGGGGCCCGGGGGCAUGGCCGCCGGGGGGGCCCCCCUGGCCUUGGCGGUGACCAGCCACGCCGAAACGGCCGGGCUGUGGUCCGUGGACACGGCGGCCCUGGCCGUGGAUUGGCCGGAUGUGCGGGCGCGCGCCCGCACCGCCGGUGCUGCGGUCAACUCGCUGAUUGGCUUCACCCACCGGACGUAUGUGGCCCCCGGGGAAGGGGGUGCCGCCGGGGCCGGGGGCCUCCUCGGGCCGGGGCUGCUGCUGCUGGGCACCGAGGGCGACGGGACGCUGGCCGGGCUGGCGCUGGAUCCGACCCAGCCGGCUGGCGUGCGGCAGGUUCUGCGCCUGGCCGGUGGCCAUGAGGACCAUGUGCGCGCGGUGGCCUGGCUCGGGGCGGACCGCAUCAUCACCGGCGGCGAGGACGGCCGGGUGUGCGUGUGGGGCGGCUUGCCGGAGUCACCGGCGGCGGCGGCGGCGGCGGCGGCGGCCCCGAUGUCACCACAAGCCGAGCAGCGUCCGGCCGUGGUGCUGGCCGAGCAGCCGGCGCCGGCCAUGUCGCGGCGGGCCCCGUCGAGUUUCGCCUCGCGGCCCCGCCCGGCCCCGCGGAGGAAUCCCUUCUAA
Molecule: messenger RNA, 1404 nt
Organism: Fonticula alba
Lineage: Eukaryota; Rotosphaerida; Fonticulaceae
Exons: 1
Coding region: 1-1404 (467 amino acids)
Molecular function (GO): protein binding
Source: RefSeq, a predicted model, not a curated record